UGGCUUCUGAUGUCGAUCUUGUCCCUCUGCCUCUCUACUCCAGACAGGUUUCUAUGGUAAGGAACGAAGGAGGCACAAAAAAGAAGCAGGGAAGAUAGCGGUUCACCUUUUCUUUUUCUUCAUCAAUCACCCAACCAGGGCUGGCCCUUCCGAUUCACCCAUCAUCCAUCCGCGAUCAAAAAUUCUGACCGUCCAUCUAUGCCUCCUCCACAAACCCGGCGAAAGGACCCAGCCUUUUUCCCUUCCACUUUAAACGCUUUUGGUUUCAAUCAACACUCCCGAUUCCAGAAAUCUACAAUUUUUUCGCUUCUUUCCUAAUUUUCUUUUCUUUCGUCUGCCAAACCGACAAAUCCGCAAAAUUUUCCUGUUCCUGCCCUGUUCGGCGUGUUCCCCAUAAUAAUAAUAAUUAUUAUUAUUUUUCUCUUCUGGUUUCCAGGGCGCGCAUCCAUCCCUAGGUUGGGACUUGGGACUUGGGCGAGGUUUUGUUCCUUCGACAACCACCCAUUACCACAUCACAACCCUCGUCCUGUAACCCUCGUCCUCAACCACACACCCUUCCUGCUUCACACCAUCACAACCACCUCGACCACCACACGUCCCUUCCCUCUCCUUCCCUUCGUCCUGCUCUGCUCCCCUUCCCUUCUCCCGCCCGCAACAACCAUAACAUACCUUCAUUUUUAAUUUCCCUCCCUCCUCCCUCUCUGAUAAUCACAACAACUACUACCCCACAAAUUUGCUCAUAACCAAUUAACUCCCUCAUCUACGCGUCUAACCAAAUUCUUAAUACCCUGAUUCAGCAUGGCCAACGGCACGCCAUCACUCUCUCCCAAGGAGAAUACUGUCGGCGCUACCGAAGAGAAAAGUGUUACCUCUCCUGCUACGGGGAAAGACGCGCAAGUCGAUAAGCCCAAAAAUACUGAUCAAGCUAAUACCGAGUCUGGACAAGACGGUGGAGAUAAGAUGGAUGUUGAUGAAGGCUCUGCGACCAAGCUUGAGCCCAAGACUGCAGUCGAUGACAACACUACGGACGCGCCCAAGGGCGACCGAAGCAAAGCUGAUAAACAGGCAGCCAAAGGGGGAGAGAAUAUCGCCACUGGUUCUGGGGAUGAGGGAGAAAAGGUCGAAGGGGCGGAAAAUGAUUCCGCUGACCCUUCCAGAAAGUCUGCUAGACAACGCAAAGGAGGAGCAACCACUACUCCCAAGCCAACCAAGAAGAAGUCCUCCGGCAAUCUGAAAGGGAAGACGCCUAGAUCUACCAAGAAAGCUGCUGCCGAUGUGGAUUACCAACCCGGGAUGAACGUUCUUGCCAAAAUGAGAACUUUCCCUCCUUGGCCCGCCAUCAUCUUGAGCGACGAUCUGCUGCCGGAGGCAUUAUUGAGGACAAAACCGAGUGGAAAAUCCGGAAAGAAAGGCGAGGCCUCGGCUUCGGUCGCCCCUUCCGCUCCGACAAGCUGGCCUGUUAUGUUUAUGGGUACAAACGAGUAGUAAGUUUACUAUUUCCUUUUGAAGUUAAUUGCUUUUUUUCAUUUUCAUUCUCGGCAAUCGCAUCUUCUCUCGGAACACUGGUUUGUCGCUCAAUUGUGUUUGCUAAAUAUUUUCACUCGUUUCAUUGUCUUUGUUAUUACCGUUUGCCGUUUGAUACCUGGCGCACCUUUUUUGGUGAUUACGGGCUAACGUAUGUAAAUCUCCUUCUACGCAGUUCCUGGAUGAGUAUCAGCAACUUGGAGCCACUCGAUGAUGAAAAGCUGGCCAAUGCACCAAAGAGUUCAAAGAACAAGCCUCUCCAGGAGGCCUGGUCUGUUGCUCAGAAUGGCUUGAAUCUAGACGAUGUCAAAUCGUAUCAAGAUUCUAUAGAGAUGGAGGUUGAUGAUUUUAGCGUCGAAGAGGGGGCUGUCGGGCUGGAAGAAGGUGUAGGGGCGGAAGGAUCUCCCGAGGUCGAUGAUGAUCUUGAGGUAGAAGAGGGCGAUGAUGAGUCGGAGGAGGAGGAGGAGGAGGAGGAGUCACCUAAGCAGAAGAAAUCGGCCAAGAAGGCUCCGAAUAAGAAGCGCAAGAAGUCGGAUUCUGUUUCUGAUGAUGAGGAUGAGACCCUUCCUGACAAGCCGGCAAAGACUCCCAAGAAGACUCCCUCUGCGAAGACCCCUAAAAAAUCACAGGCCAAGACUCCUCAGACUGCCAAAGGGGCCAAGACUCCGUCAAACGGAACUGCGAAAUCCAAGACUAGUGGUAAGAGCGCGAAGAAGAGCCAAGCGAAGGAUGAUAGGAAAUCACCAGCUCCACGCAAGAAGGCUACAAAGAGCACAGAUCGUGUAGUUGACUCCGACUCCGAUUCCGCUCCCAAGGCGAGUGGGAAGAAGGGCGGCAAUGGUGAAAAGAGGACCAAAGAGAUACUAUAUCUCAGGCACAGAAUGCAACGUGGUUUCCUUAGUAAAGGCAAGAUGCCCAUUGCCGAUGUAAGUCAUUUUCCCGGUUCAUGUUCACGUCUUCCAGCAAGCAACAUCUAAUUAUAUGUUAUGUACAGGACAUGCCAGCCAUGGAUAAAUACUUUGGCGUUCUCGAAGGGCAUACCGAUAUUGAUGGUGAUUCCAUUCGUGUUAGUCUACCUAGAGCGCGGUAGAAGAAGAAAAAUAUUAAUUAUACUGACAUGGUGACGGUGCUCUAGACGACCAAAAUUAAUAAGGUCCUCAAAGCUAUCGUGAAGCUCGAUUUCAUCCCUAAAGACAACGAGUAUAGAUUCCGUAAGCGCGCCCUGACACUAUUGGAAAAAUGGGAUAGGAUUCUUGCAGACAAGGUCCCUGAUACCUCUUCUCCGGCCGUUGAAAGGGAGAAUGGUGUCAAGGGUGACGACGAUGUUGAAAUGAAAGAUGACAAGGAAUCCGGGGGCGAGUCCAAAGCCAGUGAGAAGAAGAAAAUUGUCGAUGUCAGUGUCCAAUUGACCCCAACCAAGGAUGCAGACUCCGCCGAUGCCACUACUAAAGCCGGUGACGAGGUUCCCGCGGCGAAGGCUGAAACUGCAACUGCUUAAAGCACAUUAUCUAUCUCAUCGCUUAGAUCAUGUGUUUUUUUGUUUUGAAAAAUUCUUUCGGGGUAAGGGAAGGGUGGGAAAUAAAAUUGCUCUUUUUUUCCUUUUUUCCUUUUUUUUCCCCCUUUCCUUUUUGUUAUGGAACGGAGGGCAUCUCAUUUUAGCUCAUUUAAGCUUUUUUUUUUUUUUUUGUCCACAUUCAAUUUACCGGGCCGGCUGUUGGAUGACAGGCGAAACGGGUACUCUUUGAGCGGGACAAAAAAACAAAAAAAACAAUUAUAACUACUAUCGCCCUGGAACAACGACAACCACUACUACUGAGCAACAGGGAACGAGAGAGAGACCAAAAUACCGGGAAAAAAGGGGGGGGAAGGGUUGAUAUAACGGUAUGGCAUUAAACAGAAGCACAGAUGGGAAAAACAAAGGUGAACAGCAGACAACGAUAUAUCUCUGGAGGAGAGGGGCAGAAAGGAAAAACAAAAACAAAAAAUGUGUAGUUUUUUUUUUUACCUCUCUCAAACGCAGUGAGGCAGGCUAUUCGAUUGAUUGACUGAUUAAAAAACUGUACCGGAGGGGGGGAACAAUGUCUUUCCUCUAAUAGUGCCGGUAUAUGUUCGUGUUGUGGGUCAUUAUUUUUCUUUCACUUUUUUCCACUUGUCUGGGGAGUUCUUCUAUCAUACUUUAUUCUUUUUUUAUUUUUAUAGUUCAACUCUUGUAGUGGAAAGCAUUUUUUUUCGCUCUGUGUCUGCUUUCUUCUCUGUUCGAUUGUCUGAACUGGUAGUGGUAGUGUAUGUGAUAUGUGAAGUUCUUUUUUUACUCUUGCUCUGCUGCUCCGAUCUGCUGUGCUGUACUCGUACCGUGAUGGGUGGCGAGAUGGGAUGGAUGGAUUGGGUAUUUCUGGUUAUCAUCGCAGUUGACCUUUGUUCCAUCUGUUUGUCCAUCACAACGAUAAUAUUCCAGUCUAUUGUAGUUUGGACAUGGAAGUUUUCUUACUCUCUCCUCUUCCUUUAAACCUCAUAUAGCACUGCCCGUUUAUCUGUCAAUUUUCCCCGGGAGUCUAUUUCUAAUACCGUUUCUCCCAUUCCAUUGCAUUCCUAACCAUCUUGCGUCCUUAUUCUGCCCUUCCUUCCUUCCUCUAGUUCACAAACCCCCCAUACUUUGCGACACCAGUUAUGUAGUAAUGAUUUGAAUUCAAAAUAGCUCUUAAAAUUAACUUAUCUAUUGGCGGGGCACGGGCAUGGGCGCUCACUCGCGUGUUGUGGCAUGAUUCGCCCUGUAACGGGGAGGGGGGAGAGGCGCAUGGCAUGGUAUUGUAGAUGUGUGUGUGGUAAGUGCCAUGCUGUAUCAUAAAUGUGAUUUUUUUUACUGCGGACAGGCCCGGGGUGUUUGGGGGUAUGAAAGUGGGUGUGAAAGUGCGGUUUCUGGCACAAUAUAGACACGAUACUUUUACCGGUAUUCAAACUUUGUGAUUCCUUUUGGGUUAACUUAAGUUUCGAGAAUAUGCUAUUUCUUCUUCCCCAUUGCGCUAUUGUUGAGCUUUUCUUUUCUUUUCUUUCUACGACCGACUGCGUCAACUGGUAUCAUACUGUACUGUACGGCUGAUUUAGAUUUUUCUUGAAUGCUUUGGUGCUCGUGGAUGCUAUACGGUAUGAUGGAGCAAAAGCUGCCGGCCUGUGGAUUUCUGGUGCUGUGAACUGCCGGUGUAUAUAUAUAUAGCUUGUGCCUGCCAAGACUUGAGUGCUGUAGCUUAAGCUGUAGAGUUACUUGCGACUCCUGAAAAGAUGUUCUCUCUUCCUUCCUCCCCUCUCUCCCUCCCCAGCUCAACUUUCGAGUCUCACUCAAAUCCGGGAUUGAAUAUACAUUAUAUCAUCACUUCUACACAAACCUCCAAGAAUUGAAUAAAGAAAGAAAGAAAAACAAAAACGCCGAAGGAAUGUAUCAACCCACCACCACUACCGGUACCGAAUCCCAGCCCCACCUAACACCAACACCAACACCAACUCCACCCCCCCGGCCCUCCUCCCACCAAUCCGGCCCCAUAACCCACCACUGGAACGACCUCCCGGCCUCCCUCCUGCCAAAACCCUACUCCGC
Molecule: messenger RNA, 5113 nt
Organism: Tuber aestivum (summer truffle)
Lineage: Eukaryota; Fungi; Ascomycota; Pezizomycetes; Pezizales; Tuberaceae
Source: the annotation of a GenBank genome assembly